CUCUGUGUGUGCGCAGACGGAGAAAGGCUGAUAUAUAGAAAUAACACAUGCUCAAAUUAGCUCGCUUUUUCUGAAAACACACACGCUGGAUGCUUUACUCUAAGGAUACGAUGAGAAGGAGAACAGUGAUUUGUGUUAAUAAAUUAACAGUGUACCCGUUUUAGUGGGGAGAUUUUAAGCAAUCACUAGCAAAACAAGCUAGACCUGCCUAGCAAUGGAGAACCAGGCAGUAGAGCUGCUACAACAGCAGAGCUUCGAGGACAUUCGGAAAAGCGGUUAUCUUCGCAAGCAGAAGUCUAUGCACCGGCGAUUCUUCGUUUUGAGGGAAGCCUCGGAACAGGGCCCUGCCCGACUAGAAUAUUAUGAGAAUGAAAAGAAAUUCCGCAGCAAGUCACCUGUCCCAAAAAAGGCACUGAAUUUGGAGACUUGCUUUAACAUCAACAAGCGGGCGGAUUCCAAGAACAAGCACAUGAUAGUGCUGUAUACCCGCGGGGAGAGCUUUGCCAUUGCAGCAGAUAGCGAGGAGGUCCAGGAUGAAUGGUACCAAGCCAUGCUGGAUCUUCAGUGGAAAUGUAAAAGCCCAGAGGACUGUGGUAGUAGUGGUGAGUUUGGACUCCCUUCUCCUCCAGGCUCCAUCUUCAAGGAGGUGUGGCAGGUUAAGGUGUGGCCUAAAGGACUGGGCCAGGCCCGAAACCUAGUGGGCAUCUACCGGCUGUGCCUGACUGACAAGACAGUCAACUUUGUCAAGCUCAACUCUGACGUAGCCGCUGUGGUCCUGCAGCUGAUGAAUGUCCGCCGUUGCGGCCACUCGGAGAACUUCUUUUUCAUCGAAGUGGGCCGCUCGGCCAUGACUGGGCCUGGGGAGUUCUGGAUGCAGGUCGAGGACUCUGUGGUGGCUCAGAACAUGCAUGAAACCCUGCUGGAGGCCAUGAAGGCUCUCAGUGAGGAGUUCCGCCAGCGCACUAAGUCCCAGUCUGUGGGCGCUUCAGGUGGUGGGGGCACCGCCUCCAACCCCAUCAGUGUCCCCACCCGGCGCCACCAUCCCAACCUCCCCCCCAGCCAGGUGGGCUUUGGCAGACGAGCUCGGACCGAGACCCCAGGAGCAGGCACUUCGCCCACUUCACGCCACGGGUUCCCAAGGGCACGCACAGCCAGCAUUGGGGGAAGGACGGAGGAGGGUGGAGGUGGAGCCAGAGGGGCAUGGGCAAGCUCCAGUCCCAGCCUAAACGGCUCAUGCUCCACUACACCUACCUUAAAACCCAAGCCCACUAGAGCUCCAACCCCAGCAAAGAUUACUCUCAGUCUGGCCCGCUACACCCCAAACCCAGCCCCCUCCCCAGCCCCAAGCCUCUCCUCCAGCUCUGGUCACGGCUCAGAGUGUGGACUGGUAGGAGGGGCGAUGGGAGGUGUAAUGAUCUGUUCUUACACCCGCGUUCCUCAGAGAGUCUCUGUGUCAGGCUCCCCAAGUGAUUACGGCUCGUCAGACGAGUACGGAUCCAGCCCUGGAGACCACUCCAUGCUGGUUCCAAGUCUGCCUGGAGGGUCCCAUGCAGUGAUGGGACACCAUGCCCAUGAAGAGGGCUCUUCCAGCUACAUAGUGAUGGGCCAGAGAGAGAACGUCCCUGUGUCACAGCGUCCUCAAGGCCGGAGGAUGCUGCGGCGCUCCUCUAGCAGGGAGUGCGAGACAGAGCGCAGACUCCUCAACAAGAGGGCCUCCCUUCCCCUGUCCGCCCAUGAACGCCUGGCCCCUCGUAGGAAGGAGGAUGAGGAGGAUGAGGACGUGGAGUACGCGGUCAUGUCGCGGAGCGUUAGCAGAGAUACCUUCGUGCCACGCCGACGCGGAUCAGGGAGCUCGGCAUCGGUGGGCUCAGCAGCCGGGGGGGUUGUUGGGGAGACCCGGGUGAAGGUUGACAGGGUCCGAGGAGAGGAGGGAGAUGUAGGAGGAGGACGAGUGGACAGCGGUUACAUGUCCAUGUUACCUGGAGUGAAGACUCCUCCUGCUUCCCUCCCUCUGUCUGUGGCUGUGUCUGAUGUCGCCCACAAACCUGGUGCUGAUGAUGAACACAUGGCCGUGACCCCCAACAGCAGUGUGUCUCCCCCCCAGCACAUCCGCCUGCCUGUCACCGAGGGCUACAUGGUCAUGUCCCCCAACAGCAGCGGCUCGCCAGACAUGCAUGGUAUGGCCAUUUGGGGUAGCAGGGGCAGCGUGGAGAGCCGGGCUGGCAGCGACUACAUGAACAUGUCUCCUAUCAGCGUCCGCUCAGCUUGCAGCACCCCCCCCUCACAACCAGAACAGAACCCGCUACAGCCCAGGAUGGUCUACUCCUACUUCUCUCUGCCAAGAUCCUACAAACACACGCUUUCCACACGCUUCGAGGAUGACUUGGAUCAAGGCAAAAGGAAAGAGGAUGAGCGUCACAGUCAUGACACUGACGGAAAUCGGGGUGGUCAAGUGGGCUAUAACAAGAGGGACAGCGCUACUGGAGGCUGUCAACUCUCCCUCUCCUCUUCAUCCUUCUCCUCCAGCUCAGCCAGCAGUGAGAGCCUGGAAGAUCGGCCCAUGUCAGUGGCGGGUGGAGGAGGGCUACGACUCACAAGAACAGGGCCAGGGUUCAAGAAUGGGGGAGCACGCUCCAAAGACGGCUCCUACCAGCAGAAACGCGCUUCACAUGGCCCAGGGGGGCAGCACAGGAAGCCACGGCCCCUUAGCAUUUCUGUGGACAUGUCAAAAGCUAACACCUUGCCCAGGGUUAAGGAGAACCUCCUCCCUACAGUACCUCAGAGCCCUGGGGAAUACGUCAGCAUAGUGUUCAGGGAUGGUAACGUGGAGGGCAGGCGAGGGGGCCAGUGGGGCCCCGAGCACGGACUGGCGAUGACCCAUGGAACCCCGAGGCCCCUGCACCGACCAGCUCUAUGCCACAGUGGCUCCACAAACCUUCCACGCAGCUUCUCGGCGCCGCUGGCCACCUCAGCUGCCUUGGCUGCCUCUGCUGAGUAUGUGAACAUGGACUUAGGAAUGGGGAACUCCCCGUGCCCCUCCCCCCGAACCCCGGUAAAGUCCCCUUUUAGCCCACCCCCAGCCAUUGCCCCCAAGCCCAGAGGUGUUGUCCAUAGCAGGUCUUCUCCACGAGCAGCAGAGGGCAAUGCUGGUGAGCAUAGAGCGGCAGUGCCAACAGACCGACCCACAUCUCAUACAGACUACACAGAAAUGGCCUUCAGCUUAGCUUCGGAGCUUAACCCUGCGCCGCCCGGCGUGCACGCUGCCCCAGCUUCAUCAGUAGAGCAGGAAUCUGACUUCCCCUCUACAAAGUCCUACUCAUCUCCUGACCAGAACCAGAGCAGAAGGCCACCCAGGGACCGGGGUGACCAGCCGGUACGGAGACGCCACCGCUCUGAGACAUUCGUUGUGACUUCUCUCCCGCUCCACCUGUCCUCCUCAGGCUCGUUGUCGGAGACACAGGCACCUCCUCAGUAUUCAGAGCUACAGGGGUGUUCACCGUGGAAGAAUGCCCAUGCAGCUAUGUCUCAAUGUGCCAUUCCCGCUGUAGCCACAGCCCAGGCUUUAUCCUCUGGGCCUGCUAAACAAGGCCUUAACUACAUUGAUCUGGACCUGGCCACUAAGGCCAACUCUCAGACUGGACUUGAAGGGGGAGCCAUCGCACCCCACAGCGUUUUUGCUCCUGUCCAAGGAGGGGCUGGUGGGGGAGUCAUGAUGGGGACCCUGACUGGUUUGGGGAACAAUCCUGCCUAUGCCAGUAUUGAUUUCUACAAGUCAGAGGAGCUGAGAACACAUCAUCAGAUCAGCAGGAAUGAAGGAAAAGAAUGUUAAUGAUCCAUUUGUAUCUGGGCAUCUGGGCAGUAUUGUCCAACACUUCUAACUAACCAUUAUGGGAUCGAUGGAAAACAGUGGUACAUCUCUUUUCUGACCUCUCCUGGAAGAGUAACAAAGUUGAAGGCAUGCCUAUCAAAUCAUCAUUAACUCUUCACCAUCCUGACCAUGUGUUAAUGUCCAAUACUAGUGUGCCAAAAGAGUAACCAACACAACACGGGUUCACUGAGGUAGAAGAAUCCAGCCAAUCAAGAGUGAUUACAGCAACUCUAACCAAUAAAAAGGAGCUAAUGAUAUUUCUUUCUUUUUCUUUAGCAUAACAUAAUGGAAAUUGUUAUAAAUAGUAUACAGGUACAUACGAAUAAAUAUAUCGUAUAUGUUCAUGAAAGCUACAUAUAUAUGUAUAUUAUACUUUUUAAAAGUGCCUAAUUUUCUGAUUGUAGCGAUUUUUACAUAGGGACUCUUGAACUGGUCUGUGAGAGGGAAAUUAUGCUAAUGUAUUGAAUAUAAUUCUGUGAAUAUUUUGAAAAUGACAAAACAUAUUAGAUAGUUAUAGUAAGCAUUAUCAAACUGCCUUACUGUGUUUGUGAAACAUACUAAAAGAAUAGCCUCUUUUUACUUUAAUCUGUGCCUCACGCUUCAGCCACAAUGAAAGCUCUCGUUCCCCUCACUCUCCUGCCUGAAACUCACCAGCUGGAUCUAAGCCAAAAAUCUGCACUCUAUAAUGCCAACAACAACACACACACUCACACACAAUUUAAUAGUCAGACAUGUGGUCCAGCUGAGUAGGUGACGGUAAUGAUAAAAUUUGCUGGUGUGAUACUCGUGUUUGCCAGGACAAUAUUACACUAACAGGCUGAGAACAGGCUCAGAUUCCUGUGCAUGUGCGUGCGAGUGUGUGUAGGAGCGAGAGAAAUAGUUGUGGUGAUGGAUUUCAAUUCAUUAUAUUAUAUCCAGGCCACAUUAAGGCUUGCCACAGCCUGUCAAUGAUAAACAGGGUAAUUUGUAUUAAUUUAUUUUUAAUUUAAAUCCUUCACUCCCUUUCUUGUUAAGCUUUCCUCACAGUGACUGGUAACUCAUAUCACACAUGACUCUCUUGUGGCCUGGUCUCAGAUCUGUUUGUGUUUUUUUGCCAAUUUGGAAAGGCCAUAAAGAUUAGCAAGACAGCACAAACAGAUGAAUUACCGGUCUGCUUCCUCUGCGCAUCCGAAAAGACACUCAAGUGCCUGGGUUCCUGUGUUAUUUGGUGUCCACACAUUCUAAUGGUUACCCUCACUCAUUCCCAUCCCCUUCCCUUAUAUAUCUUCCGUACUAGAAACAUUUUGACAUAGUGGUUCAGUUUUAUGAAAUCCCUUUAGUGAUUUUAACAUUGCCCAUUACUGCCAAUAUCUUGUGCUUUAAUGCAGAGAAGUUUAGUGCCAAGAUCCUAUAUUGCAUAGAUGGAUUACUCAAGCUUCUCUAUGGUAGCCUACACUGUUGUUACCCUUUGGUGUGUCUCACUAUAGGGGCCCAUGUUUUAUAUUCUCUUGAAAUUAUUCUCAAUUUGGGAUGUUCAUUAGAGAGCUUCUCUUACCUCAAAAUAAUUAGUCAAGAAUCUGAGAAGACGGGACAUUUGGUCUUAACCCCCCUCACCCCCCCCCCCCCCCCGACAUGUUGGUUCAUUUAACCACCGUAGCUACAGUAUUGGCAAGUCCAAGAGCUUUGUGUUUGACUGGGUAUUGUUUUACCUCUUAUUUUUUUAUGUUUUUCUAUAUUCGCUCUCACACAAUACAACACAGUAGCUGUAUAAAGACGCUUUGCUUUCUAGAAUAACCAGAAUUCUGUCAAGUCUGAAGAUUCAGUGAACUGCAGACAUGUGUCCUCAGUGGUUGUAGUGUGUUCAGAUUUGUGCGGUACAAAGUGAUGUAGAAAUGAGAUAUAUAUAUAUAUAUAUAUAUAUAUA
This is a messenger RNA of Esox lucius (northern pike), 5771 nucleotides long. RefSeq names its product insulin receptor substrate 1-B. NCBI's taxonomy places the organism in Eukaryota, Metazoa, Chordata, Actinopteri, Esociformes, Esocidae. The transcript is spliced from 3 exons. The coding region runs from base 215 to 3829 and encodes 1204 amino acids. Gene Ontology annotation, biological process: insulin receptor signaling pathway. Gene Ontology annotation, cellular component: plasma membrane; cytosol. Gene Ontology annotation, molecular function: insulin receptor binding; phosphatidylinositol 3-kinase binding. The record is from RefSeq and is a predicted model, not a curated record.